AUGGAAUACCUGAGAUGGUUGGCACGAAGGAAAGGUUAUGAUCCAAACUAUAAACCUGCUCCAUCCAAAGUCAUGACCACGGGAUUUGUCCGUGUGCAUCUAGAUAUCCGAAUUUCAUCUCCCGAAUUCCUGUCACUGCCUCCCGGCUAUCUUGCUGAUGACAUCGCGCAUGUGUUGUCAAAAUUCAAGAACCCGUUCGGGAAAUUGGUUACAUCCAAGAUCGAGGAUAACUUCCAGGGAACGGAUGACAUGCUCUUUCUGGAGGAUAUUACUUGUUGUCAGUGGCUCAUCACAAAGAUACAAAAGGUAAUGGAUAAACACGGUGAGCCAUCCUAUUAUCAGGUAUCUCUAACCUCGCCAAUACUCAUUACUGACCAUACGCCCAAUACCGUCUCAGAUAUGUGCCGGAACCUCAAGUCGGCCUACCAAUUCUCAGACGACCAAGAAGAGAUGCCGAAUCUCCGGGCGGAGGUAGGUUUUGCCCGGGAUCACCGCGAAGGUCGUUCCACCCCAUUAGACUUCAAGACCGUGAAGAACCUGACGGCAUUUCUGUUCACAUUCGAGAGAAUACUGAACACAAUCCACGCCCCACACGUCAUCAAGAGUAGAGAGGUCCUGCCACUAACAGGAAACUGCGAAGCUUCCUGGUACGCAUCGCAGAAGCAGCUCACAAACAAGGAGUUUCUAGAAGUUAUCCGCCGUUGUCGCUCAAGCGAGGAGCUUCUGGCAGUCACCUCCCACCCAAAUUCUCGAGUACAGCAAGCUUACUCUGUUAGACAGGCCCUCGGAAUCUCCAAUAGCACCUACCCGAUGGUCCAGUUCAACCAACACGAAGCCACACUUGAUGCGGAUCGUAUUAAUAACUGGGUCAUGCUAUGCUUCGCGUUAGUUCGAUCUUCGCUAUACGCCGACAUUGAUGAAAUGUUUGACUUUCUUCAAGGUGAAGAAGAGAUACCGAGUAAUCUAAAUGACCUUAUACAGUUAUGUGGAAUGCCAAAGGCGGCGAAGUUCUACGAGGAUAAGGUAUAUGACCACACAGAUGAAUUCUAUCAAGAAGUUCCUUUUUGGAAUCGUGUGGUUGGUAAGGAGGAUACUUCUGGUUAG
Messenger RNA from Hymenoscyphus albidus, 1104 nucleotides. The record is from the annotation of a GenBank genome assembly. Lineage: Eukaryota; Fungi; Ascomycota; Leotiomycetes; Helotiales; Helotiaceae.